CUUCCCACCUGCUGUUGUAGUUUUUCAGUCUUACAGCCGACUCCACCUUCAUUCCGUUAAAUUGCAAACCUAAUCCACCUUCUUGUCCCUUCAGUUUCUCUGUGAAACUAGAAAACCCGUGGCGGCGUUGCUAUAUUUUAUUCUCUUACUUCUCACGAUGCUUUGGUGCCUUGAAGAGCAUUACUUUUCUGCUCACUUUGGUUUAUCAUUAUAAUAGUAUAAAACUCUAUGCAAGCUAAGAUCGUGCAACAUUAUGGUUAUACUGACACCACACAGACACCAUUCUAACAUGACUGCAACAGACAAAAUUUUUAGCAUGCAAUCUACAUGAAAGAAACAUUGUGACCAGUUAUGUUCAUCAUGAUUGAAACGGAAAGCUUUGCUUCACCAGAUAGGAUAACAUUAUUAACAUUAGUAGUAUUAUUUAUGUUACAAUGAUGUCCUUGCAUAACAAAAGUAAAAUUAUGUUCAAUGAUGUUGUCGAAUGACGAUCCCAGUUCUCAUCACAAGAGUAAAAUCGGAGUACAAAGCAUAUAAUAGAAUCUUGAUUGCCAACCAAAUGCUAGAUGAACUGAAAUUUGAGCACGAAAAUCAUUGCACAAUCGUAAAUAAUUGCCACUGGACUACAAUUUCACCUUAAUUCUCUGGAAGUAAGGAUGUUUGUGUACAUUGCCUAGCGGGCGCCCAGAAGGGAGAUAACAUGAAUGACACCAUUGCCACUCAUUGUCACAGUUAUUAUAUAGGGGCAUAUGUUCUGCCCGUCCAUACCCGCUUGUGCUGCGAUAACGCUUCUGCCAAGCAUGGACGUGCAUGCCCAUUCCCCUUUAGCCACAGGUCAACCUGCCCAUGCAAAUCGCAUAUCCUUGAUGACUUGAGGUGCUGAAAAUGCAAGUAACAAAGGACGAAUCAGAAGAAAGAAGUAGUUGACGGAGCAACUCACCCUGUGGAUACUACCUGCCCGUGGUUUAUCCUGCAGAUUCAUGUUAUAGUGAUUAACUCUUUCUUAGAUCCUUCCCUAUAUUGGUAGUGUACAACUGUACAUAGUUACCAUUUGGUUGAUGGCCUGCUAUUGUUGGUAUCUGCCAUGAUAGCUUUUGUCCCAACCCUUAUUGUCCCUUAUUACAAUUGAAGGCUUGUUAGAACCAAUAUUGCUGUAUGUAUAAUUGUGUUCUCUUGUGAAAUUCUGGUUAUUGAUCCAGACAAGCUGGAUGAUCGUCCUUUAUUUGGGUCUUUACACUUUACAUUUUAGGCUCACUCUGUCAGGAUCAUGAACUUUCACAUAGACUUGACUGAGCAACGAUUAGAUAUUGUCACCCUUGAUGAAGCUCGGAAGAGGAAGCUAGGAUUGCUUGAGGAUGAGGACAUUGCUAAUUUGGCAUCUGCAGCUUCCGCGCAGGGCAGUGAGUUUGCAGCAAAGGAUGCAGCUAAGGAGAAUGCUCCUUUAGCAGUGGCAAAGAGCAAUGAUCAUUCAGAGAGGUCUUUCUACAAGGAGCUUGUUAAAGUAAUUGAAGCUUCUGAUGUGAUUCUUGAGGUUCUUGAUGCAAGGGAUCCACUAGGCACCCGUUGCCUUGACAUGGAAAUGAUGGUUAAGAAGGCUGAUCCAAGUAAACGGAUUGUACUACUUCUCAACAAGAUAGAUCUUGUUCCCAAGGAGGCGGUUGAGAAGUGGCUUACAUAUCUAAGAGAAGAAAUGCCAACAGUUGCAUUUAAGUGCAAUACCCAAGAGCAGAGGACAAAGCUGGGAUGGAAAUCUUCAAAACUUGAUAAAACAAGUAACAUCCCACAAAGCAGUGAUUGUCUUGGUGCUGAGAAUCUAAUCAGAUUGCUCAAGAAUUAUUCCAGAAGCCAUGAGCUCAAACUGGCAAUUACGGUGGGUAUUGUUGGACUUCCUAAUGUUGGCAAGAGUAGUCUGAUCAACAGCCUGAAGAGGUCCCGAGUGGUUAAUGUCGGUUCCACUCCAGGGGUUACUAGGGCAAUGCAAGAAGUUCAAUUAGACAAGAAGGUGAAGUUGUUGGAUUGCCCUGGUGUUGUUAUGCUCAAAUCUUCCAGCAGUGGUGUGUCUGUAGCCCUUCGAAACUGCAAAAGAGUUGAGAAAAUGGAAGAUCCAGUCACUCCUGUUAAGGAGAUCCUAAGUAUUUGCCCGCAUGAGAAGUUGUUAUCUCUGUACAAGGUUCCAAACUUCAGUUCAGUUGAUGAUUUCCUUCAGAAAGUAGCAACUGUACGGGGGAAGUUGAAAAAGGGUGGUGUAGUGGAUGUUGAAGCUGCUGCGAGAAUUGUGCUUCAUGACUGGAAUGAAGGUAAAAUACCAUAUUUUACACUGCCACCUAAAAGAGAUGCUGGGGAGGACUCAAAUGCAGUGAUUAUAACACAAGAUGGGAAAGAAUUUAAUAUUGAUGAAAUUUACAAAGCUGAGUCUUCAUAUAUUGGUGGUUUGAAGUCCAUUGAGGAGUUUCAUCACAUUGAGAUUCCUCCUAAUGCUCCACCAGGGAUUGAUGAAGAGAUGCUAGAGGAAGGCAAGAAACCAAGUGAGCCUGCCCAGGAAAGCCGGGAGGAGCAAAUGUCUGACGUGAAUGAUCGGGAAGGAAGCAAGGCAGCCAGUGCUAGCACACAGAAUGACAAGUUGUACACCGCCGAGGGCAUACUCGACCCUCGCAAGAGGAAAGCAGAGAAGAAACGACGCAAGGCGAACAAGUUCAGCGUGCUGAACGACAUGGAUGCGGACUAUGAUUUCAAGGUGGAUUAUCAGAUGGAGGACGCAUCGGCCGCCAAUGAGGACGAUGGGGGUGCACAAGCGGAUGAUGAAGAUGGCGGGGAUGAAGCCAAGGAUAAUGAGCCGAUGACUGGUGUUGAUGAUGCGUGAAAUAUUUAGCUCCAUCCUUGUGUAUGAGUUAAUGGCGGGUAGAUGUUAUCGGUGAUAUUAUCAUGUCGAGUGCCAGAAAUGGCCUAGUGGGGGUUGCAAAAUUAACCCGCAAAAGUUUUGUGCGCUUAGUUUGUUUAAUGAAAGAUGAUACUAUGAGAAGGCUUGCGUUUUACC
Molecule: messenger RNA, 3034 nt
Organism: Sorghum bicolor (sorghum)
Lineage: Eukaryota; Viridiplantae; Streptophyta; Magnoliopsida; Poales; Poaceae
Product: guanine nucleotide-binding protein-like NSN1
Exons: 8
Coding region: 1268-2860 (530 amino acids)
Cellular component (GO): nucleolus
Molecular function (GO): GTP binding
Source: RefSeq, a predicted model, not a curated record